AUGACUGUGAAUGUGACAGAUCAGAUUUGUGUAUGGUGCUGGCAUCACAUUAUGGAUAUGGCUGAGAAAGAUGAUACAGAAGGGAGGUGUCCAGCGUGUCGUACGCCUUAUAACAAGGAAAAGAUAGCGGGGACUGCAUCAAAAUGUGAAAGGUUUGUUUCUAUAUCUCGGACAGCAGCUGGCGCCAUACAUCAUUUUGCAAACAAUACUUGUAGCGUAUAUAUUACUUACUCAAAGGAGGAUGAAGCAGUUCAAAGUAUACAGUCAGUACAUGGGUUUGUUUCAGAGGGUAGACCAUUGAAAGCCUGUUUUGGGACUACAAAGUAUUGUCAUGCUCUCAGAUUUGAUUGUUCUUUCGGUUUUGCAUUUCUUUUUCACCAUCUAAAUGAAGCAAAAUAA
Molecule: messenger RNA, 399 nt
Organism: Helianthus annuus (common sunflower)
Lineage: Eukaryota; Viridiplantae; Streptophyta; Magnoliopsida; Asterales; Asteraceae
Product: putative general negative regulator of transcription C16C9.04c
Exons: 7
Coding region: 1-399 (132 amino acids)
Biological process (GO): protein ubiquitination
Cellular component (GO): CCR4-NOT complex
Molecular function (GO): nucleic acid binding; ubiquitin-protein transferase activity
Source: RefSeq, a predicted model, not a curated record